Prorocentrum cordatum is the source of this 583-nucleotide messenger RNA. The record is from the annotation of a GenBank genome assembly. NCBI's taxonomy places the organism in Eukaryota, Dinophyceae, Prorocentrales, Prorocentraceae.
AGCACGCUCGGCCCGCUCCGGCCCUCACCACACCGCCUGCAUGGUGCGUGUCGACGGGCCUCGGAGGACACGGGCAGCACACCUUGGCGACGGCACGCUCCGAGGCUCCUCGGCAACGGCUGGGAUCGCGCAGCUCUGCCGGUGCCAUCGGCGAACGCGGUGGCGAUGCGGGGCCGCACCUCGGCGCCCAGGCGAUCGCCGGUGCAUCGGCGGCGCGGUGCGGCCUCCCCGGGUGCCACCUGCUCUGGGGGCCCACCCGGGCGGCCUCCAGCGGGAGCGAUGGCUGCCGAAGAGGGCGCCGGCCUGGAGGAGGAGCUGAUGCAGCUGGAGGAGGAGCGGAUGGCCCUGGAGGAGGAGCUCGAGCAGCUCCGCUUCGAGGUUCAGGAGGCGCGCCUCGCCGGGAACGCGGUGCUGACUGCCGCCGAAGCGGUCAUGGCACCGCUGAUGGCCGAGCUUGCCGGAGCUCAGCGCAUAUGCGUUGAGAACGGGCAGCUAGCACAGGCUUCGGCUUCCGACGUGGUCCUCGCGAGCUCCGACGGUGGCGGGGACGCCAUGCCACUGGACACGUCGCCAGAGGCAGAGG